CCAUCACAUGUCACGUGAUGCAUCCGCCAUUACAACCGUGAAACCCGUGAGCCGUGAAAGAUGUAUAAAGAUGGAGGGGGCGAAUCAUGUGCGGUAUUUAACUGUUUUAACAACAGAAAAAAAAUUUAUUUGUGGAAGCAUUCUAUCUGCAAAGUUCACGGUGACAUUCUCCACAAAGAUUGUCCGUGCAUUGUUCCAUACAGCCUUCACAAGAUGCCUAAAGCGGAGCCCGAAAAACUUCGAUGGCAACGAGCACUGCAUCGCAAUGAUUUGCCGAAGAAUGUGUUUGUGUGUUCAACACAUUUUAUAGAUGGGCGACCAACUGCAAGAAAUCCCAUACCCAGUCUGAAUUUAGGUUAUGAAGCUCCCAUAAAAGUUGGUCGUCGACUUUUGAAAAGGAAGUUUGUUGCAGAACAAAAGAUGGAUGGGGCAGAAGUUAUAAAACAACAAAAACUGGCUGCUACUGCUGCAGAUGAAGUUGAAACCCUCAACAUUCAGACUGAACCAAACAUGACAUCUUCUUCUGUGCAGACGAGCAUGACAGAAAGCAGAUCUGCAGGCACACAGUGGACGGAUCUCACACUGUGUGAACAUGAAUAUGCAAGACCAUUCCUUGCAGGAUCCAGGAAUUCAGGUACACAAACAAGAGUCAUCAAGAUGGAGGAAAAAGGUGUAAACUGCAACACCUUACACGUACGUCUCAGUGCUGCUGACAUAACAACUAACUCCUUAGCCUUACUUUACACAGGACUGCCAUUAAAGACUUUUAGAACUCUUUUGCGUGUUAUGGAAAGUUUGAACAACCCACUGACAUUUACUAUGCCUGUGUCAGAUCAAGUCUUACUAGUUCUUAUUAAAUUAAGACUUAAUUUACUGUUCGCAGAUAUUGCCAACAGAUUUGGUAUAUCUGAGUCUCAUGCAUGCAAUAUUUUUAAUCAAAGACUCUCUUUUAUGGCUUCAAAACUAAAAAACUUAAUAGUUUGGCUUCCACGUGAAACAAUUAGAGCAACCAUGCCAAAGUCUUUUUGUGAGAACUUUCCCAAAACUACAGUUAUCAUUGAUUGUGCAGAAACUUUUAUUCAACGAGCAAAAAACUUGAAGACCAGAGGAGAAACAUACAGUCACUACAAGUCCAACAACACAGGGAAGUAUUUGGUUGGUAUUGCACCACAUGGUCAGAUUAUGUUUAUAUCUAAGGGCUUUGGAGGAAGGUCUAGUGAUAAAGCAAUUGUGGAAGAAUCUGGGAUUUUGAAUUACCUUCUUCCUGGGGAUGAAAUCAUGGCCGAUCGAGGUUUUACCAUCGAUGACCUACUCUUUCCUCUGAAAGUGAAACUUAACAUUCCAGCUUUUACAAAAGGUAAAGACCAACUUUCAGAAGAGGAUGUUACAGAGACCAGAAGAAUUGCCACGGUACGGAUUCACGUUGAACGGGCUAUUAGACGAUUAAAGGUGUUCCGCAUAUUGAGUCAGAUUGUUCCAGUUACGUCGGUGAAGAAACUUAGUAAAUACUUGAUUGUUUGUGCUGCAUUGGUUAAUUUAAGAUCUGACCUUAUAAAAGAUGAUGAUGAGUAAAUAAUGAUUAUGGUGAAAUUAUGAAAUUCAUUUUUCACUACUAGGGGUGGGACGAUACACUGAUACAUACUAUUUUCUAAGAUACGGUUUACAAUACAUGUAUUUAAAUAUUGGUUUGAAACAUUUCACAAACAACCUUUUGAAAUUUUUUUUCUGUAAACUCAACUUGGUUACAGACUUUCAUUAAUCAAUAUCAAUGUACAUGACUUUUUAAGAAUGAAUCUUUAGUAAGUGUUCUUG
Saccostrea cuccullata (small rock oyster) is the source of this 1812-nucleotide messenger RNA. RefSeq lists its product as uncharacterized. The transcript has 3 exons. The record is from RefSeq and is a predicted model, not a curated record. Bases 61 to 1572 code for a protein of 503 amino acids. Lineage: Eukaryota; Metazoa; Mollusca; Bivalvia; Ostreida; Ostreidae.